AUGACUGGGUUUUGGUUAACUGUGCACUAUCUUGAUCAAGAUUGGGUGUUGCAAAAGAAGCUUCGGAAUUUCUGUCCUCUUCCACCACCUCAUACAGCUCUUAUUGUAAAAGAAGGACUUAAGAAGAUUGAUCCAGCCGUGCUUAAGAUAAGAGCGCCAGUGAAGUCCCUUAAAAAGUCCCAAGUAAGAAAACAAAAGUUCUUGGACAUUGUUGAUACUUUAGGAAUGUCUGGAAUAAAAAGGGGUAUUCGUCAAGACGUAAAGACAAGGUGGAAUUCAACUUAUCUUAUGUUAGAUAGUUGUAUCCUGUGUAAGCCAGUUUUCUCUUAUUUGAAGUUGGUAGAUUCAGACUAUGAAGACUGUCCAACUGAUGAAGAAUGUGAACAAAUUGAAAAUCAAGUUCAGGUGUUACUAAAGAAAGAAAGUAGAAAUGAUACUGAAUUCAUUAGGAACAUGGUAAAAGAGAUGCAAGCAAAAUUUGAUAGUUAUUGGAAGGAGUUGAGUCCUAUAUUGGCUAUGGCAGUUGUGUUAGAUCCUAGAUCGAAAAUGAAUUUUGUGAAAUUUACUUACUCCAAGUUGUAUCCUGAGGUGAGAGAAUUAGAACGUGAAGUUAAUAAAGUGCGUAGUAAUAUGACAACACUUUUUAAUGAGUAUUACACCUUGUCAAGUUCAAGAGCUUCCAAUAGUUGUGCAACUCAGAAUUUGGGUAUUCAAAAUGGUGGGAAUUCUGCUGCCGAAGAAGGGGGUGAUUUUUUUCAGGAAUAUGUUGCAACACAGGAACGUGGUGGUGAUGUACUUACUGACUUGUCAGAGUUAGAUGAAUAUCUUGGCGAGUCGUACAGGGGUUGUCUAAAUUCACCACUCGACAUCCUAAACUAUUGGAAGAACCAUGAACAACGAUUUCCGGAAAAGAAGAUAUGGAUGAGAACAAUGGGAUUAUUGAAGAAGAUGUAUUAG
This is a messenger RNA of Papaver somniferum (opium poppy), 957 nucleotides long. Its product is annotated as zinc finger BED domain-containing protein RICESLEEPER 2-like. The record is from RefSeq and is a predicted model, not a curated record. The transcript is spliced from 6 exons. Bases 1 to 957 code for a protein of 318 amino acids. NCBI's taxonomy places the organism in Eukaryota, Viridiplantae, Streptophyta, Magnoliopsida, Ranunculales, Papaveraceae. Gene Ontology annotation, molecular function: DNA binding.